AUGACAUACAACAUUGCUAUGGUCAGUGACUUUUUCUUCCCCCAGCCAGGCGGAAUUGAAAGUCACAUAUAUCAGCUAUCGACCAAGCUUAUCGAUCGCGGCCAUAAAGUCAUCAUCAUAACUCAUGCCUACAAAGGACGAACCGGCGUUCGCUAUCUCACCAAUGGGCUCAAAGUAUACCAUGUCCCAUUCUUCGUGAUUUACCGGGAGUCGACCAUGCCGACGGUCUUCUCGUUCUUUCCUAUCUUCCGAAAUAUUGUGAUUCGUGAGCAGAUUCAGAUUGUACAUGGCCAUGCAAGCUUGAGCAGCUUUUGUCACGAAGCUAUUCUUCAUGCACGGACAAUGGGCCUCCGGACAGUUUUUACCGACCAUUCGCUGUUUGGAUUUGCAGAUGCGGCGUCAAUUCUCACCAACAAGCUGCUCAAGUUCAUCUUGAGUGACGUAGACCAUGUUAUUUGUGUCAGUCAUACAUGCAAGGAGAACACGGUCCUUCGAGCCUCGCUAGACCCGUUGAUGGUGUCUGUCAUUCCCAAUGCGGUAGUUGCAGAGAACUUCCGACCCCCAGAGCCACGGCCAAUCGCGCGACCCAUGGAGCCCAACGAUAUUAUCACGAUUGUUGUCAUAUCCCGUCUUUUCUACAACAAAGGAACCGAUCUUCUUAUUGCCGCCAUUCCCCGGAUACUUGCGUCCCAUCCGAAUGUACGAUUCAUCAUUGCCGGAUCAGGGCCCAAGGCCAUCGAUCUCGAACAGAUGCUAGAAAGGAAUGUUCUUCAGGACAAGGUUGAAAUGCUUGGCUCGGUGCGACAUGAAGAAGUUCGUGACGUGAUGAUCCGGGGACACAUUUAUCUGCAUCCGAGUUUGACUGAAGCGUUCGGUACUGUCCUUGUGGAAGCUGCAAGCUGUGGUCUAUACGUGGUGUGCACACGCGUUGGUGGCAUUCCCGAGGUGCUCCCCCAACACAUGACAACUUUUGCGAAACCGGAGGAGGAUGAUAUCGUGCUUGCCACUGGAAAAGCCAUCGCCGCAUUGCGUUCGAACAAAGUCCGCACGGAUCGAUUCCACGACCAGGUCAAGAUGAUGUAUUCUUGGACGGACGUAGCCGAACGUACGGAACGUGUCUACAAAGGCAUCUCCGGGGACAUUAGCCCCGAGGAAUUCUACGGCUAUUAUCCCGGACAGGGAUGGGAGGCCGGUCGGGACCGGGUGCGAAGCUUUGCCCUUAUUGACCGUUUGAAACGGUACUACGGAUGCGGAGUGUGGGCAGGCAAGCUGUUCUGCCUUUGCGUGGUGAUCGACUUUUUACUCUAUGUUUUCUUGGAGAUGUGGUUUCCCCGUGCAAACAUUGACAUUGCGCGUAGCUGGCCUAAGAAGAUCAACCAAAAAGAGAACAAACGGCCAGGGUCUACGUAUAAAGGCGACCGUCUGGGGCCUGCAUCAUAA
Molecule: messenger RNA, 1440 nt
Organism: Aspergillus luchuensis
Lineage: Eukaryota; Fungi; Ascomycota; Eurotiomycetes; Eurotiales; Aspergillaceae
Gene: GPI3
Product: phosphatidylinositol N-acetylglucosaminyltransferase subunit A/GPI3
Exons: 5
Coding region: 1-1440 (479 amino acids)
Biological process (GO): GPI anchor biosynthetic process
Cellular component (GO): glycosylphosphatidylinositol-N-acetylglucosaminyltransferase (GPI-GnT) complex
Molecular function (GO): phosphatidylinositol N-acetylglucosaminyltransferase activity
Source: RefSeq, a predicted model, not a curated record